This is a messenger RNA of Indicator indicator, 3750 nucleotides long. It is a transcript of the gene USP40, whose product is annotated as ubiquitin specific peptidase 40. Gene Ontology annotation, cellular component: cytosol; nucleus. Lineage: Eukaryota; Metazoa; Chordata; Aves; Piciformes; Indicatoridae. Gene Ontology annotation, biological process: protein deubiquitination. The transcript is spliced from 31 exons. Bases 10 to 3750 code for a protein of 1246 amino acids. The record is from RefSeq and is a predicted model, not a curated record. Gene Ontology annotation, molecular function: cysteine-type endopeptidase activity; cysteine-type deubiquitinase activity.
GCCUUCACAAUGUUUGGGGACUUAUUUGAGGAGGAUUUUUCGUUUAUAUCAAAUGAUCAUUGUGGAAAAGGGAAGAAAUCAAAGCCCAGAGAUUCUGAGCCUCCACCUCCCAGGGAUUUCACCAACCUAAGUGGUAUCAAAAACCAGGGUGGGACCUGCUACCUCAAUUCUCUUCUGCAGACUCUGCUUUUCACACCUGAAUUUAGAGAGGCACUGUUCUCUCUAGGACCCGAAGAACUUGGGACUCUGGAUGGUAGAAAUAAACCUGAUGCCAAGGUUCGAAUAAUUCCAUUACAGCUUCAACGGUUAUUUGCUCAGCUUCUGCUUUUGGACCAGCAGGCUGCAUCUACGACAGACCUUACUGAGAGCUUUGGGUGGAACAGCCAUGAGGAAAUGAGGCAGCAUGAUGUGCAGGAAUUAAAUCGGAUCCUGUUCAGUGCUUUGGAAACUUCCCUUGUGGGGACUUCAGGUCAUGACCUUAUUAACCGUUUGUACCAUGGGAUUAUUGUCAACCAGAUUGUUUGUAAAGAAUGCAAGAAUAUCAGCGAGAGACAGGAGGAUUUCUUAGACCUAACGGUGGCAGUGAAAGGGGUUGCUGGCUUGGAGGAGGCCCUGUGGAACAUGUAUGUAGAAGAAGAGUAUUUUGAAAACGAGAACUUGUAUCGGUGCGGAGCCUGUGAUAAACUCGUCGAAGCCUCAAAGUCUGCUAAACUGCGCAAGUUACCACCUUUUCUCACCAUUUCUCUCCUGAGAUUUAACUUUGACUUUGAGAAGUGUGAACGAUACAAGGAAACAAGCUGCUAUACGUUCCCCAUCCAGAUAAAUCUGAGGCCUUUUUGUGAACAGACUGAAAUGGAUGAUUCAGAGUACAUGUAUGAGCUCUUCUCUGUUAUUAUACAUAAAGGUGGCUGCUAUGGAGGACACUAUCAUGUUUAUAUCAGAGAUGUGGAUGAAUUAGGAAACUGGCAAUUGCAAGAAGAAGAGGAUAGGCUGAUUGAAGAUAAGGCUUUAAGAGAUUCUGAAAAUGGUGAAGAAGAAGAAGAAAAUCCCUUGGCUGUGUUGAAAGGGAUUUUAUCAGAGGAAGAAUCUAAGCAAAUUCCUGUGGAUCAAUUAGGGCAGAAACUAUUGGAGAAAAAAGGAGUGUCCUGGAAUAAGAAAUACCGAAAACAACAUGGAGCAUUACGAAAGUUUUUGCAGAAUCACCCUCAGAUAUUUCACUUUAGUCCCGAUGAAAACAAGGUUGGUCUGAAGGAAAAGCACAAGCUCCCAUUGAAGUCACAUUCUCAAGGCCAAGAUCUCCUAAGCCCUCCUCAGAAGAAUGAUCUCCAGUGGAAUUCAGAAAAAAGCCCUACCAGGCCAAGGGACAGUUCUGUUGGUUGCCAUUGGUUUGAUCUAAAUGAUUCCAAAGUCCAGCCAAUCAAGGAGAAGGAUAUUGAGAAGCAAUUUCAGGGUAAAGAGAGUGCCUACAUGCUGUUUUAUCGAAAAUCUCAGUUAAAAAGACCACCUGAAGCACGAGGAAAUCCAAGGUACCAAAUUCCUGAACACCUUCUGAAUGAAAUGAAUGCUGCUAAUACUGAGCUACAAAAAAAGAGAGCGGAAUGUGACUCAGCAAACAAUGGCAUAGAUUUACAUCUCCACUUGAGCUCAUGUUACAAAUUUCACAAUGGGGCUUUGCAUCCUUCCCUUACUUGGAAAGAAAGUGUUGUGGAUUUGACUGUUGACAGAAGAAAAACACUAGGAGAACUUCGACAAUCAGUUUUCCAGAUGCUGGAAUCUUGGGAAGGAGACAUGAUUCUUAGUGUUGCCAAGCCUUUACCAGCAGGACUGCAUCUUUACCAUAUACUUGAUGGAGAUGAACUGAUGCUGGAUCACAUUGGGCUGGCUGAUGGAGCAGACAUCUUCGUGUGGAAUGGGAAAGAGGUUGGUGGGACGAAGGUAAUGACCGGCCCUGAUCACGAGCCUGUGGUCGUAAACGUUCUUCGGUUAGCAGAGUACAACGAAGGAGGGAAGGGUCAGCACUUCACAGAAUCUCAGCACGUCUGUUCGUGCAGCACAACGCUGGGGGAUCUGCGCAGGGCCCUAGCACCAUCGGGAGGAAUCGUCUUAAAGAACAGCUCAGGACCAGACAAAGAAGCCAAGAACUGGGAAGUUUUUCUUGAGGAGGAUAUGAAGGAAACAAUCAAAAGUGUUGGUCUGACAGAUGGAUGCUCAGUGCUAAUCUUAGACAGCCAUGACCAGAGCUUUGUGAAUGUGUCAAGUGGCAAUUUAACUGCUUUUACCUAUGACAUCAGCUGGCUCCAAGUUAAAAACUUCUGCACAAUGGACGGUGAAGAGAAGCAUGUUAAAAUCACUGCCACUAUUGAAACAGUGAUGUCAGAUAUCAAAAUGAAAGCAAUACGUGAGCUUCACCUAGAAGAGGAACUAGCAAAUGACAGUUGUCUUAGACCUGUCAGUGCAAAUGGGAAACUUCUGUCUCCAGUGCCUGAGGAUUAUACUGUAAAGGAAGCAGAACUGAAAAUGGGAAGCUUGCUAGGGCUGUGUCAUGGGAAAGCUCCAACUUCCACACAGCUCUUCUUAUAUUUUAUUGUUGGGAGUGACCAGAAUGCGAGUUCUGAGAUGGAAAUAGUUGUGGAGGAGACAGCCUCUGUCAAAGAGUGUCUAAACUUAAUGCUGGAAAAGGCUGGAUUAUCAGGUGACAACUGGCAUUUGAGGAGGAUUGACUGGUGCUAUGAAGCAGGGGAAGCAUUAAGUCAGGAAAAUGCCACUCUGAAGGAACUUAAUGUUUGCAAAGGAGAUACUUUGGUUCUAACUGAAGGAAAGCUUCCACCAAAGGGUUUCCUGAAAAUACCCAUCUGGUGGUUGCAGUCUUCAAGUCAUAAGAAACAUGGAGGAAAGGCACAUGACCAAGUGAAUGGGUUGACCUGCAAGAUGGAUGCGUUGCAGCUGUGUCCUGCAGGAAAUGUGCCAGAAUGCAUCCACACAGACAAGGACCUUUGUUACGCUGGCAGUAUAGAAAUAGCAGGAGAAGCUUCUUUGGAAGAUCUGAAGAUGCAGGUUUUGACCUUACCAUGCUUUCAACAGCAGAUUGUCUCAUUGCCCUCGUUUCUCAGAGCAUGGACAGUGGACAGUAAGCGCCCAGGCAAGCUUUUACGAAACAACAAGCAGCACCUCAAUGAUUAUAAACUGGGUGCCAGAGUGGAAAUUUGCAUAGAAGCUUUGCAAAAAGAAGAGAAUUUAGGCCCCCAUGAGCUGCUGCUUCGAGUCCAAAUGAGCAUACCAGGGGAGAGGGACUACCAUGACUCUAUGGAUUUGGUGUGGGAUAUCUCCAAAGAAUGCACAGCCUGGGCACUAAGGCAACGAGUGGCUUCCCACUAUUGUCUCCCUGUAGAUAAAAUUGAAAUCGCCAAAUACUUCCCUGAAAGAUUUGAGUGGCUGCCAAUAUCGAGCUGGACACAGCAAAUCUCAAAGAGGAAACGGAAGAAAAAACAGGAGAGUUUGCAGUCAGCACCUUACCACCUGAAAGAUGGAGAUAUCAUUGGGGUGAAGAAUCUUCUCCUUGAUGACACUAAGGACUUCAGCACAGUGAGAGAUGAUGUUGGAAAGGAGAAACAAAGGCAGCUUGCAUUAGAAAAAAAGAAAAGUCGGAAAGCCGAACGCUUACAGGACCAUAUUUUCCCUGAGGAGAAGCAGAAUAUUAAGCACCAUAAACCAGAAGUGGCUCUUUCUAUCAAUGUGGGCGUUUUCAGAUAG